Aspergillus sclerotioniger CBS 115572 is the source of this 662-nucleotide messenger RNA. Its product is annotated as CDC26 family anaphase-promoting complex subunit. NCBI's taxonomy places the organism in Eukaryota, Fungi, Ascomycota, Eurotiomycetes, Eurotiales, Aspergillaceae. Gene Ontology annotation, biological process: anaphase-promoting complex-dependent catabolic process. The record is from RefSeq and is a predicted model, not a curated record. Bases 66 to 293 code for a protein of 75 amino acids. Gene Ontology annotation, cellular component: anaphase-promoting complex. The transcript has a single exon.
AUUUUACCAAGCAGCCUAUUUUCACACCAACUGCCAUUCUUAUACUUUGAUUUUAGGAAAAAGAUAUGCUGCGUCGCAAACCAACUGCAAUAGCCAUAACUUCCGAGGAUCUUGCUGCCUUUGAAGAAAAACGACUCCGCAAACUCUCGAAAGAAAAAUUUACCCAGGGCCAGGCCAGCAUCAGCUCCCAUGUCGAUCUUGACCCCAGCGACGAGCUAAAACCAUUGCCAGGGGAUAAGGCGAGGAUCGUUCGUUCACGUGAAGAGCGAAUCGGCAUCAAUCGACGCCUCUGACAUAUAAAGUUGCCGCCCCUAAUUUUUCGACACAUCAAUCUACAUGAUGUCUUGGAGCUCUGUCCUAGUCUUUGCCAACACGUUUUGCAGCAACUGCCUUGAUGACCGAAGUCAACUGAGUGCCUCUUAGCCUGGACAGAAAUGGUUCUGAUUAUUUCCAUGUCGUGGGCUAUCUUUACAUGUUUCACAACACCACGUUAAUACUAAUGGUCCAUGCGCAAUGAUAUUCAACUUCAUCUGGAACGAUUUGUUUGAACUGGCUUUAUUACAGCUGGAAAAAAUGAAUAGUUUAGUCACAUUACGUGGCAAAGGCAUCGUUUUGUGAGCCACUUGUAGCCUCCACAAUAGUAUGAAGUAGGAUGAACCAAC